AUGUCUGCAGAUAAGCAGUUGGUGGAAAGCAGCAGAAUAGAUGGAUUAACCGUCAGAGGAUUGGAUAGUUCACAGAAGAUUCCGCUUCCCUCAGUAUAUUCUAGAGAGAUUAUGCCGGCAAACAGAUCACAAAUACCGACACCAGAAAUUGCGUUGAGAUGGCCUCAUCUUCACAAGAUUGCAGACAAGAUUUUGCCCCUUAUUGACGUGGAGGUGGGUUUCCUCAUUGGAUACAAUUGCCCUCGCGCACUGGUACCGCGAGAUGUAAUUCCGCCAAAUGAAGAUCAUGAACCUUAUGGGCAGAAGACCGACUUAGGAUGGGGUAUACUCGGCAUAGUUGACUCAAGUUUCAGUGAAUCUGGAGCUGAUGCCAUCGGUCUUAGCCACAGGAUUCUGACAUACGAAGUUCCGGCAGAUUUGUGUGUGGACGACAGUGAAGGAAAAGGAUGUCCGUCUGUUGUGAUCCAUUCCGUACGGUCAGCGGUUAAGGAGACAAUUAAUCCCAAUACAGUCGCUAGAAUGAUGGAGAUAGAUUUAAGCGAACACAAGGACGCCGUAGGGUACUCUUCUGACGAUCGUUUGUUCCUGAAGAAGGUAGAAAGCGGCAUUAGAUUUUGUGAUGAUAAGCAUUAUAAAAUGCCCCUGCCUUUCAAGCAAUCAGAUCCCAAGCUACCGAACAACCGGAGCCAGGCGCUACAUCGUCUGUACCGGCUGAAGCAGCGUUUUACGCGUGACAAGAAAUAUCGAGAUGACUACAUCAAGUUCAUGCGUAAUACCAUUCACAAGGGGUUUGCUGAGCCAGUUCCAGAGAGCGAGUUGGAACUUAACAAUGGCACAGUGUGGUAUAUCCCACACCAUGGAGUAUACCACUGGAAAAGGCCGAACAAAAUUCGCGUAGUUUUUGACUGCAGCGCGAACUACAAAGGCCAAUCAUUGAAUGAUCGUCUAUUGCAAGGUCCAGAUCUUACAAAUUUACUGACAGGCGUUCUGUGCAGAUUCAGACAAGACUCAGUCGCAUUUAUCUGCGAUAUUGAACAAAUGCUCUUCCAGUUCAGGGUCAACUCAGAACAUCGCAACUUUCUGAGAUUUCUUUGGUGGAGUGACGAUAACCUCAGCGGUGAUCCCAUCGUGAUGGGGAUGACGGUGCACCUUUUUGGAGCUGUCUCUUCUCCUUCCUGUGCGAGCUUUGGUCUGAAGGAAACGGCCAAUAGGAACGAAGAGAAGUAUGGAAAGGAUGCCGCAGAUUUUAUCAGGCAUGACUUCUAUGUCGAUGAUGGGCUGAAAUCGAUAGCUUCCGCUAUGAAAGCCAUCGACCGGAUUGACAGAAGCAUGGCCAUGUGUGCUGAAGGAGGUUUGCGUCUCCACAAGUUUGUCUCCAGUUCAAGAGAAGUCUUAGCUGCAGUCCCUUCGGGAAGUCAGGCAAAGGGCAUACAGAGCCUGGAUCUUAUGUUUGAACCUCUACCGGUUGAAACAGCACUUGGGGUACAGUGGUGUAUCGAAUCGGAUGCUUUCCGGUUCAGGAUUACCUUGCAGGAUAAGCCCCUUACAAGAGGUGGUAUCUUAUCUACUGUAUCUUCCAUCUACGACCCCCUAGGAUUUGCCGCCUCAGUUAUUCUAUUAGGGAAGCAGAUACUACAAGAGUUAUGUCGAGAUGGUCUAGAUUGGGACAGUCCGUUGCCAUACUCUGUGCGUCCAAAAUUUCUAAAAUGA
Liolophura sinensis is the source of this 1710-nucleotide messenger RNA. RefSeq lists its product as uncharacterized. The transcript has a single exon. The coding region runs from base 1 to 1710 and encodes 569 amino acids. NCBI's taxonomy places the organism in Eukaryota, Metazoa, Mollusca, Polyplacophora, Chitonida, Chitonidae. The record is from RefSeq and is a predicted model, not a curated record.